UUGGCUCUAUUCGAAGAGCCAAGUGCGCUUUUUAUUAAUUCCUAUCUUAAAGGUUAUACUACGCCAGGUCCACUCGAACGUGAAGAAAGCAAGCAUGCUAAGGCACAACUUGGAGUUAUGCUCGGUGUUUAUUUGCCAACAAUCCAACAUAUUCUUGGUGUAACAAUGUUUAUACGUCUUUUUUGGAUGGUGGGCAUUGCUGGUGUAAUUCAAACUUUUCUUCUACUCUUCAUCUGCUGCCUUUGUACAUUCUUAACCAGCAUAAGCGUAUCAGCAAUAGCAACAAAUGGUGUAGUAGAAAGUGGGGGUGCAUAUUUCAUGAUAUCAAGAAAUCUCGGUCCUGAAUUUGGUUCAGCUGUUGGUAUAUUAUUUUACUUAGCUAAUACUGUUGCAGCUGCAAUGUAUCUCGUUGGUGGUGUUGAAAUAUUAUUGCUUUACAUAUUUCCUGGUCUAACAAUUGGUGGUACAAGUGUCCAUUCUGAUACAGUAAUGGGUUGGAUGUCUCAUAAUCUACGAUUUUAUUCUACUAUUUUGCUACUUCUAGAAUUUGCAAUUGUUGCUAUGGGUGUCAAAUUCGUACAGCUUUUUGCUCCUAUAUCAUUGUUCUGUGUUAUUUUAUCAAUUCUUGCUUGCUAUGCUGGCGGUAUUGAGAAAACGAUCACAUCAUCUAAUGCACAACACGUGUGCUUUCUGGGAGAGCAUUUGCUACAAGCAAGAGUUGUGCUACCGCCAGAUGCUCCACUUUCAGAUAUUUGUAACUACUUAUCAACUGAAAAUGCAGAUAAUUUGGGACCAAAUUAUGUGGGCAAGGAUGAAUACCUAAAAGGUAAACAAGCAGAGCGAAGUACUGAAGUAUUUCAAGAUGUGAAAACGACAUUUUUCAUGCUACUUGCCAUUUAUUUUCCAGCUGUGACAGGCAUUUUAACUGGAGCUAAUAUGAGCGGCGAUUUAAAGAAUGCUAAUAUUUCGAUACCAGCUGGUACCAUAGCUGCGCAGUUGACAACUUCAUUUAUUUACUUCUCACUUGCAUUAGUUUUUGGUGCCGCAAUUGAUGGCGCUGUGUUACGUGAUAAGUAUGGACAGUCGUUACGAGGAGGUAUGAUUGUCGCUAACUUAGCUUGGCCAACAGAAUGGCUGUUACUUGUUGGAUCAUUUCUAUCAACAUUCGGCGCUGCACUUCAAUGUCUUUGCAGUGCACCACGUCUCUUACAGUCAAUUGCAAAAGAUGAUGUAAUACCAGCCUUGAAACCUUUCGCAAAAGUUACCAGAAAAAAUGAGCCAUUCAAAGGUUUGGUAGUCACAAUUAUUAUAGCAGAAUUAGCCAUUUUGAUGGGUGCAAUGGAUCAGAUUGCUGCUGUCGUUGAUUUCUUCUUUUUAAUGUGCUACGCAUUUGUUAAUUUGAUUUGUGCCUUGCAUUCACUUCUCGGUGCACCUAAUUGGAGGCCACGAUUUAAAUUCUAUCACUGGUCCUUGGCAUUGCUCGGUGCAGGGCUUUGUUUCUUUAUUAUGUUUAGCACUCAUUGGGAUUAUGCUAUCGUUUCAUGCUUGUUAUGUCUCGUCAUAUACAAAUACGUGGAAUGGAAAGGUGCAAAGAAAGAAUGGGGUGAUGGAAUACGAGGUCUUGCUCUCACAACAGCUCAGUAUUCACUAAUGAAAAUUGAUGAAAAAGAUCCACAUGCAAAGAAUUUCAGGCCGCAAUUAUUGUUACUUUUAUCGAUGCCAUGGUCUAAAGAACUUGUUGAUAUGCGCUACUUAAAUUUAAUUAAUUUGGCUUCACAGCUUAAAGCUAGUCGUGGUUUAACUAUUGUUGUAGCAUUCAUACGCGGUAAUCCUCUUGUUAGUGAUGAUAGAAAAAGAGCAGAAGAGGUGAAAGCACGAAUGGAAUUUGAUAUGAAUCAAAUUAGACUGCGUGGUUUUGCAAAAACAUUGAUAUAUGGUGAAACACAAGUAAGAAGUGUGUCAACACUAAUUCAAAGUGUUGGAAUGGGUGGUUUACGACCCAAUACACUUUUAUUAAGCUGGCCAGUUCAUACUCAUGCUAUCGAUUCUGAGUAUCAAACUUUUACAGAUAAACUGCAUGUUGGCUUUGCAACUGAUAUGUGCCUUGUUGUUGCUAAAGACAUUGUUAAUUUCCCUGCUUCGGUAAUUCGUCUUACUGGAACAAUUGAUGUGUACUGGAUCGUGCAAGAUGGUGGCCUAUGCAUACUUAUUGCUUACUUAUUGACUCAGAGCAAAGUGUGGCGAGGAUGUAAACUUCGAGUAAUAGCAAUUGCGCAAGAAAUGGAUAAUAAUACAAAAUUACAAGCUGAUCUUCAAAAAUAUGUUUAUCAGCUGCGGAUCGACGCUAGCAUAAUGGUUGUGGAAUUAUCUGAUCCCAAAAUUUCAAAAAAUGCUUUUGAAAGAACAUUACUAAUGGAAGAACGAACUCGUUAUAUGCAUGAAAUGCGUGAAAUCAAACAGAAAUUAGAUCGAACAUCAAAAAAUGAUAGCAAAAGCAGCGAUACUGAUGCUGGUGAAGAAUCAACAUCGUCAAAGGUAUCACAUGAAAAGAAAAUCUCGUCUGCAGAUGAAAAAGCGCCAAAACAUAACUGUAAGUUAUUUCAGGUGCGUAAGAUGCAUACAGCAGUUCGGCUGAAUGAAUUAAUUCUCGCAAAUUCUCCUGAAAGUCAACUAGUGCUGCUGAAUUUACCCAAACCACCGGUUGCAAAAGAAGGUCUUGAUGACUACAUGCAUUAUCUUGAGGCACUGUCUGAUAAAAUACCUCGCAUUCUAUUCAUACGGGGAACAGGAAAAGAAGUAAUUACCACGUAUUCUUGA
Messenger RNA from Thelazia callipaeda (thelaziosis nematode), 2817 nucleotides. NCBI's taxonomy places the organism in Eukaryota, Metazoa, Nematoda, Chromadorea, Rhabditida, Thelaziidae. The record is from the annotation of a GenBank genome assembly.